AACGUGAAGCUCCUGAAGGACAGACUGAGGGUUCAUUACACUGCUGCUCCUGUCAUCAUCGCGGUCCAGGAUGAGUGUGAGUCUGCUGUCGUCUGCGCUGAGGGCUCUGUGUCUGUCGGGCUCGCGGACGGUCAGUUCUCAGUGGGCAGGACCGUCCGCUGCUGCGAGCGCUCUGAUUGGCUGCCGCGGCUUCAUGACGAGUGCGUGUCAGCUGCAGAACCGCACGCUGUGGAAGCAGAGGGAGAAAUACACCAUCCGGCCAAUCGGCAUGAAGAAGACUGGAGGACGAGACCACACCGGUCGGAUAAAGACCCAUGGUAUCGGCGGCGGACACAAGCAGCGGCACCGCAUCAUUGAUUUCCAGCGUCUGCGCAGUGAGCCGGGAAAAGAGGAGCCGGUGAUGGUGGAGAAGGUGCUGGAGGUCCGAUAUGACCCCUGCAGGUCCGCAGACAUCGCUCUGGUGGCCGGAGGGAACCGUAAGCGCUGGAUUAUCGCCAGCCAGAACAUGGAGGCGGGAGACCUGAUCCAGAGCUGCAGGGGCAUCGGGCGCAUGGCGGUGCUGGCACGGGAAGGAGAUGCCCACCCGGUGGGCGCGCUGCCCGUGGGCACAAUCAUACACAACCUGGAGCUGUUCCCGGGCAGAGGAGCGCAGUACAUCCGAGCCGCCGGAACAUGUGGAGUGCUGCUGCGGAAGGUGAGCGGCACAGCCAUCAUUCAGCUUCCCUCUAAACACCAGAUUCAGGUGUUGGAGACGUGUGUGGCGACGGUGGGCCGCGUGUCAAACGUGGAUCACAACAAGCGCAUCAUUGGUAAAGCGGGCACCAACCGCUGGCUGGGCAUCAGACCGAGCAGCGGCCGCUGGCAGAGGAAGGGCGGGUGGGCAGGACGCAAGAUCAGACCGCUGCCCGCAAUGAAGAGCUACAUAAACCUGCCCACUGCUGCGGCGCGCGCAUGAGGACACACACUCACACACACACACACACAGAUCAGACUGCUGCCCGCCAGGAAGAGCUACAUAAACCUGCCCACUGCUGCGGCGCGCGCAUGAGACACACACACACACACACACACAGAUCAGACUGCUGCCCGCCAGGAAGAGCUACAUAAACCUGCCCACUGCUGCGGCGCGCGCAUGAGGACACACACUCACACACACACUCACACACACACACACAGAUCAGACUGCUGCCCGCCAGGAAGAGCUAUACACACCUGCCCACUGUGGUGGUACACACACACACAUCCUGAAAGAACCACACUGAGAGUCUCUCACACACUCUGGCUGUGCUGAAAGUCUUUUAUUGAUCAGCUGGUGUGUGAAACACACACUGAACAGUAAACUCGUCUCUAACAGUGAGGAUCUGUGCUGAAGUGUGUGAGUCUGAAACACACCUGACAGACACAGGCGCACAGUAAACACACUCAGGAGUUCACCAUCAGCCGGACAGUCUUGAGGUCUGUGUGACUCGAUUAGACCCUGUCUCUGCUGUUAUUAUGGUAAUAUUAAUAAACAUGACUCGUCAGGAGAUGAGCUGAGCUGAGAGCUGAUCUGACGUCAGUGUGUUACUCAUAUCCUGCACAGCUCUGAAAUGGGUUUAUUUUUCAGCCUGUUUACCAGGUCGAGCACACGUCUCACUGUAUUCCCUCUGGAGAGUGUCUGUAUUUCAGUCUGGCUGGAAUAAAGGCAGUUGUUGAGAUGA
Danio aesculapii is the source of this 1700-nucleotide messenger RNA. It is a transcript of the gene mrpl2, whose product is annotated as mitochondrial ribosomal protein L2. Lineage: Eukaryota; Metazoa; Chordata; Actinopteri; Cypriniformes; Danionidae. The transcript has 7 exons. Gene Ontology annotation, biological process: cytoplasmic translation. Bases 71 to 955 code for a protein of 294 amino acids. The record is from RefSeq and is a predicted model, not a curated record. Gene Ontology annotation, cellular component: ribosome. Gene Ontology annotation, molecular function: structural constituent of ribosome; RNA binding.